Helianthus annuus (common sunflower) is the source of this 1050-nucleotide messenger RNA. RefSeq lists its product as uncharacterized. The transcript has a single exon. NCBI's taxonomy places the organism in Eukaryota, Viridiplantae, Streptophyta, Magnoliopsida, Asterales, Asteraceae. The record is from RefSeq and is a predicted model, not a curated record. Bases 1 to 1050 code for a protein of 349 amino acids.
AUGACAUUCAAACAGGACGAAGGAGAAUCUCUACACGCAGCUUGGGAGAGGCUCAAAGAUCUUCUGAUCGAUGUUCCACAUCAUGGGUUGUCCAAAAGGCAACUUGUGUUGAACUUCUACCAAGGACUCAACUACGAUUCACAAGAACGUUUAGAUGUAUAUGCAGGAGGCGAUCUUGGAACAAAAACACCCACUGAAGCCUACGCAAUCAUAGAGAAAGCUACCUUGAAGUCAAGUUCUCGUCACAGUGGAGUGCGAAACAAAGCAUCAUCUAUUCCUGGAGUUCAUCAAGUGGAUACGUAUACGGCUCUAGCAGCACAAAUUGGAGCUUUGGCAGCAAGAUUUGAUCAAGCUCAGAACGUUUCGCAGGUACAAUCAUCAUGUGAGCUAUGUGGAGUGUCACACGAGCCAGGUACAUGUGAGCAAGGUGUUAUGUUUACAGGCCACGAAGAGGUGGACUAUUUGGGCAAUCAAAUUAGGCCCCAAAAUAACCCCUAUAGCAACACGUACAAUCCGGGUUGGAGGAAUCAUCCAAACUUUGGGUGGAAAGCUAAUUCCAAUAACCAAAACCCACUCGGAUAUGCUCAGCGCGCUCCCGCACCACAACAGUCUCAGGGGCAAUCCUUUCAGCCCAAUGGGCAAUCUUUUCAGCCAUCAGGGCAAACUUUUCAACCACGUUACAAUAAUUUAGGUUCAGGAAGCACUUCCCAGCCUCAAACCUCUCAAACCAACUCAAAACUAGAAGAGAUGAUGGCGCAGCUGUUAAACAACUCCAACAAUGCCAAUCAAAUGUCUGAAAAGCGAUACAAGCAGCAUGAGGAGCGUUUUAUGGCUCAGGAAGGGGAGAUGCGGAGCCAGAAGGCUUCAAUUCAAACCAUUAAGAAUCAAGUCGGCCAAUUGGCCAAAAUGUUGUCUGAAAGACCACAAGGUAGUCUUCCAGGUAACACUGAACAAAACCCAAGAGGGCACGUUAAUGCAGUAAUGACGAGGAGUGGUAAAACCACGGGACCCGACAAAUUGGACUCACCACCGAUCACUGAUACGGUCUAA